This is a messenger RNA of Melopsittacus undulatus (budgerigar), 1210 nucleotides long. It is a transcript of the gene COQ7, whose product is annotated as coenzyme Q7, hydroxylase. The coding region runs from base 22 to 702 and encodes 226 amino acids. The transcript is spliced from 6 exons. NCBI's taxonomy places the organism in Eukaryota, Metazoa, Chordata, Aves, Psittaciformes, Psittaculidae. The record is from RefSeq and is a predicted model, not a curated record. Gene Ontology annotation, molecular function: 3-demethoxyubiquinol 3-hydroxylase activity. Gene Ontology annotation, cellular component: nucleus; mitochondrial inner membrane. Gene Ontology annotation, biological process: regulation of gene expression; regulation of reactive oxygen species metabolic process; ubiquinone biosynthetic process.
GACGCGUCGGAGGUCAGGGCGAUGGCUGUGGCCGCUGCCGGGGCGGCUCCGGUUGUACGGCGCUCGCUGGGCCGGUGCCGGCCCCUGUGCUGCGGGGCGGGUCCCCGGGGCAGAUGGGCCCUGCCCGCAGGCGGGGGGUCCCUCCGGCUGUGCAGCACGAGGGUGAGCCUGGAGGGUAUCAACAGGUCCGUCAUAGACCGCAUCAUCCGGGUGGACCACGCCGGGGAGUACGGGGCAAACCGCAUUUACGCGGGGCAGAUGGCCGUCCUGGGGAGAUCGAGCGUGGGACCCAUUAUCAAGCAAAUGUGGAAUCAAGAAAAAGACCACCUGAAAAAGUUUAAUGAGCUAAUGGUUGCAUACAGAGUUCGACCCACUGUCUUACUGCCUUUUUGGAAUGUAGCAGGUUUUGUUUUAGGGGCUGGAAGUGCUUUGCUUGGGAAGAAAGGAGCAAUGGCUUGCACAGUGGCAGUGGAAGAGAGUAUAUCAGAUCAUUACAAUAACCAGAUCCGAACACUUGUGGAAGAAGAUCCAGAAAAGUACAAAGAACUUUUACAGAUAAUAAAGCAAUUUCGGGAUGAAGAACGGGAGCACCAUGACAUUGGGAUUGAGCACGAUGCAGAAGCAGCACCAGCUUAUUCAGUUUUGAAGACAGCUAUACAACUUGGAUGCAAAGCUGCAAUUUUUUUAUCAGAAAGAAUUUAGUUAUAUUUUCUAUUAUGGCAAUAAACUGUGACACAAAAGUGUAUGCAAACUGUGGAGGACUAAUAGUUAUUUUAUACAGCCUUUUAAGGUUUUCUUCACUGAGCAUCUGAUUCAGCCAUCCUUUGUCACGUCAAGUACCUGUGCAAAAGGUAUCAAUGCUAAAGUCGGUUGAGGUAAAUGUAAAUGAAGAUGGCAGAAUUGGGUCUGUAUGAACUAAACCUCCUUAUUCAGAUACUGUUCACAAGGUGGCAGCAAAAUAUGUAUGUACAUACAUGACUUGUAUCUAUAAUAUGUGUGUAUAUAUACACACACAUCAAAAUGAUAAAUAGGUUCUCUGUUGCCUCUAAAUUUAUAUGUACUUGAAAUAAACUGGAGCUAAUUCAGCUAAUUUUAAAGAGAUUAAUACUGACUAAUUAGGAUAUUUUUGAGUUGUGUUUUCAGGGUAAGUGAGGUACUAGUAUUUCUUUUCAGUCUGUCUUGAAUAAAGGUUGGCAUUAUAAGAUUUUAA